Messenger RNA from Engraulis encrasicolus (European anchovy), 1372 nucleotides. RefSeq names its product nodal homolog. The coding region runs from base 1 to 1362 and encodes 453 amino acids. NCBI's taxonomy places the organism in Eukaryota, Metazoa, Chordata, Actinopteri, Clupeiformes, Engraulidae. Gene Ontology annotation, molecular function: growth factor activity; cytokine activity. The transcript has 3 exons. Gene Ontology annotation, cellular component: extracellular region. The record is from RefSeq and is a predicted model, not a curated record.
AUGGCUUUGAAGUGUGUAGUUUACAUAGGCGUUAUCUUGACCAUUGCCAAACCAAGCAACGGUGGAUUUUCUCCGGCCAAUGGCUCAUCCGUAGACUGGCAUCCCAAUGGGUCCAAAUUGGCUUUGGGUGGAAUCGCACACCACCAGCCAGGCUUUCCACUAUAUAUGAUGCAACUUUACCGGUCAUACCGGGCGGCUGACCACCACCCUGCAGACACAACCGACGAGGCCAAACCGCUGCGUCAGGCGGAUUCAGUUGUCAGUCUCACAGCAAAAGGACUUUAUCAGGUUGGUGACCACUGGAGCGUGACGUUUGACCUCACAUCCUUGCUGCCGAGCGACAAGGUGUCUCUAGCGGAACUCAGGAUCAGAGUUCCAGAUUUCUGUGGCUCCAGACGCAUUCUGUUGGAUGUGUUCCACACGCACGGAGGCGAACGCCUGCUGCUGGGCCGUCUGCGUCCAGUAGUAGCCCAGCGUGGACCCCCCUCGUGGCAGGUCUUCAACAUCAGCACGCUGCUCAGAUACUGGCUCCAACAGGACCAUGCUCCACACGGCCUGGAAUCACCAGCAGACCUCGGGAGCGGCUGGUCACUGGAGGGAAGUGGUAGUGGUGGUGGUGAUGCGGGUGAUGAGGAGGUGAUGGACCAUGGCAACACCACCACCACCACCACCACCACCACCCAGCAGCCCAGCCGCUCUGGACUCCUCUUCCACAACAGGCCCAGGGUCAGCCACGCCACGGCCGGACGCGUCCUGAUGGUGGUCUUCUCCGAGCAGCAGAUAAGGCAGUCGGGUGGUCCCAGCUUGUUGCAGACGGCGCAGCACUCCAAGCACGUCGCUCCACAGCUGAGCCCAUCAGCGCCGAGCGACCUGGACCAGGAGGGCGGCCCGCAGGCUCGCAGGCACAAGAGGAACCGGGUCGAUCCGGAGCCGGAUCCGUAUCCGGAACCAGAUCAAGAGCCCCAGCCACAGCCGCAGCUUUCACCAGAACCGACACCCGAGACCCAAACGCACACACCAGACGCCACAGCAGAGGCUCCGGUAUCCAGCCCGCUCUGCCGCCGUGUGGACAUGUGGGUGGACUUUGACCAGAUUGGCUGGGACCAGUGGAUCGUCCACCCGAAGCGCUACAAUGCCUACCGCUGCGAGGGGGAGUGCCCCUCACCCCUGGACGAGAGCUUCAAGCCCACUAACCACGCCUACAUGCAGAGUUUGUUGCGUCUGUACAACCCGGAGCGGGUGGCGUGUCCGUCCUGCGUGCCCGUGCGUCUGGGUCCCCUCUCCAUGCUGUACUACGAGGACGACGGGGUCGUGCUGCGCCAUCACGAGGACAUGGUGGUGGAGGAGUGUGGCUGCCAUUGAUGUGCGUGUA